CGCCGCCGCCGCCCGGCAAUAAUCUGGGCGGCAGCGGGCGGCGCCGAGUCUUGGCCACCAGCCACUUCUGCGGCUGUGGAGAGGAGCGAAGUUCGUGGGUCGCGUGUUGUCCCCCUCUGCCGCCCCCAGGAGGGGCGAGAGGGAGCCCGCCGCUGAUGUCAGGUUCAUUUAAAAUUUUAAGCUUCACAGUACCAUCAAGUGGCUUUUAGAAGCUUUGUUGAGAAUUGUGUAAAACAGCUACUGUACAGAUAAGGUGAAAAAACAGAAAUACACUAUCGGGAAAUGGCCUCUAAAUCUUGGCUGAAUUUUUUAACUUUCCUCUGUGGAUCUGCAAUUGGAUUUGUUCUCUGUUCUCAGCUAUUUAGUAUUUUGUUGGGUGAACAGGAAGACACCCAGCCUAAUAUUCUUCAUAAUGAUCCUCAUGCUAGGCAUUCAGAUGAUAAUGGACAGAAUCAUCUAGAAGGACAGAUGAACUUCAAUGCAGAUGCUAGUCAACAUAAAGAUGAGAACACAGACAUCGCGGCACAACUUUAUCAGAAAGUUAAAAUUCUUUGCUGGGUUAUGACAGGGCCUCAAAAUCUAGAAAAAAAGGCCAAACAUGUCAAAGCUACAUGGGCCCAGCGUUGUAAUAAAGUAUUGUUUAUGAGUUCAGAAGAAAAUAAAGACUUCCCUGCUGUGGGAUUAGAAACCAGAGAAGGCAGAGACCAACUAUACUGGAAAACAAUUAAAGCUUUUCAAUAUGUUCAUGAACAUUAUUUAGAAGAUGCUGAUUGGUUUAUGAAAGCAGAUGAUGAUACUUAUGUUAUACUAGACAAUUUGAGAUGGCUUCUCUCAAAAUACAACCCUGAAGAACCCAUUUACUUUGGGAGAAGAUUUAAGCCCUAUGUAAAGCAGGGCUACAUGAGUGGAGGAGCAGGAUAUGUACUGAGCAAAGAAGCCUUGAAGAGAUUUGUUAAUGCAUUCAAAACAGACACUUGUACACAUAGUUCCUCCAUUGAAGAUUUAGCACUGGGGAGAUGCAUGGAAAUUAUAAAUGUAGAAGCAGGAGAUUCCAGAGAUACCAUUGGAAAAGAAACUUUUCAUCCCUUUGUACCAGAACACCACUUAAUCAAGGGUUAUCUACCUAAAACUUUUUGGUACUGGAAUUACAACUUUUAUCCUCCUGUAGAGGGUCCUGGUUGCUGUUCUGAUCUUGCAGUUUCUUUUCACUAUGUUGAUCCUACAACUAUGUAUGAGUUAGAAUACCUCGUUUAUCAUCUUCGUCCAUAUGGUUAUUUAUACAGAUAUCAACCUGCCUUACGAGAGAAUAAUGUAAAGGAAAUAAGUAAAGCAUACAAAAAUGAAGAUCCAAAAGUAAAAUUGUGAACACUUGAGAGAAAAGCAUAAGUGAACAGAGGCAAAAUGUCUAACAUUGCACUGAAGAAGACUUCUGCAUUUCUCAUUUAGAACACUGGAAUCCCAGUGAGGAAGUGAACAUUCCAUAUUAUAAAUCUUGCAUAUGAAUGACUGUAAACUGAAGCUUUAAGUGAGCUAAAAAAGUCUGUUAAAAUGUGUUUUGAUACAGUAAUUAAUAUAUAUGUAUGUGUGUGUCUGUAUAUAGAUAUAUAUAUAUAUUUUUAUGAAAAACGUGUGUUUUUAAAGUGGUCACAGGGACUAGAAAAGAGAUUUUGUUGCCUGUUCUGACCACGUAUUAUUUUCAAUGAGAAACUAAAACAUUUAAUUUGCUAAAACUACAGUGCACUGUGUUAGUAACACACGUGAUGCUAAACAGGUCUGCCUUAAAGAAAAUUUUAGGAGGAAAUAUUGAUGCUCAGUGUUGUAUAUAAACUCAAGACAUGAGUUUAUAUUGCAGUAUGAUAUAAAUAAACCAGCCCCCCACCCCACCCCCUUACAUGCACACAGUUUUUGUCUAAUGAAAAUUUUGCUGACUCUAUAAUUGGCAGUAUUUCUUCCAGAAGAAGGUGGAAUAAGAAUGGCACUUGUACUAAAGUGCAUUAAUAAAACCACAUUUUGAAAUGAUCAUGGGCCUUGACUGUAUUAUCUACUUGGUUAUAGUUUGUAAUUAAUCUUUUACCGAGUCCCUGUUUCUCUUUUCUUUAACCACUCUUGAAUACCAUUCUCAUUACUUAUAUUUAUUUACUAAAACCAUUAAUAGCAUUCUAUAAAAUAUUUUGUUCUGCACUUACCCAUUUUAUUUUGGGAAACAAUAGUAAAUUUAAUGCUAUUUGGGGUGUUUAUCUUACAUCAGUGCCACUCUCUUGAAUUGAUAAGUUACAUUUUUAAUUAUUUAAAAUUCUUUUCAACUACAAAAUUAUAAUUCCUUUUAUUCUCAUCCAUAAAGAUUAGAACUUGUUUGUGCCUUUCAUGACUUGUUUAAAAUGGUUUUUUGUAAUUCUGUUUUAGGAUCUGAGGUGGCUGUUAGUUAUACUGGCAGCAUGAUUUGAAUGCAGGGUUCUGACCAAAGUUAAUUAAAAACAUUAAUGUGUUUAAGCAGACUGAAAUAUGUGAUAUUUUCAAAUUUAAUUUAUGAACAACAGCCUAAAUUUUGAUGCCAACUGUUAUUUUACAAUGAUUGUCUUCCCAAUGGAUAAUCCUGAUGGAGCAGAAUACCCAGUCUACUUUGUCAUCAAAAACACUUUCUAGGCUAUAAUCAAAAAGUGCUUCAUUCAAAUUUUAGUGACUAUUUAAAGAGUUUCUGGGAGGGAAGAAAAGUUUUAAUUUUUCAUCUUAGCAAUAUUAUAUGCGUAUAUCUUAACAGAAUAUUUUAGACUUUCUGUAUGAUUGUCUUAAAUAUUAUAGAUGAUUUACAUUUCUCCUAAGUUUAUCAUUAUGAUAAUUCUUCAUGGCAGUCAUGUUAUUGACUCUGCUGCUUAGAUAGUUUAUAUUUAUUGUACCAAAACAUAUCAAAAUCAGGAUUGAUUUGGAUGAUAAAUUUGAAAGGAUGUUCAUUUUUGCAAGUAAUUACUAUGUUCACAUAGUAAAAACUCACCAGUUUUUACCUAUUAAAUUAAUUUUUGUUGUUUUUAUGAUGGUUUCUCCCCCAGAUUUCAAGAUAUUCAUUCUGUUCUUUGAACAAUUCCUUACCUUGGCAUGGGCAUGAAUUUAUUUGCAAUCCAUAUAUGAUCCUUUUCUGCACUAACGUGUAGUUUAUAGUAAAUAUCCAAAACCUUAAAAUUUACUGAUGGGAAAUUAACAUUGUGAUAAAUCCCAGGUUCUGGAAUCAAACUGCCUGGGUUUAAAUUCUUGUUCUAUCACUUACCUAGUUUGUAACCUUGAACAAGUUAAUACUGUGCCUCAAUUAACUCAUCUGUAAAUUAGGGAUAAUAAUACUACCUACCUCACAGGUUUUUAUGAGGAUUGAAUGAGUGAAUAUAUAUCAGUAUUUAAAACACUGUCUGGCCCAGAGUGUGGAGCAAUAAAUAUAAGGUUUUUAUUAUUCUGUUACCUUGGAAUGUAAAUAUUUGAUUUAAAUGAAUGAAAAAUUGCUUUAAUCAAAUUAGAUGUGGAAGGAACUAUUUCUUACAAUAAAUAAUAGCUAGUUUUUAUCUAGUGCCUACUAUAUGCCAGAUAUUUAGGUACUCUGUACAUUAGUAUUAAUAUCACAGAUUAGGUGUAUUCCCAAAUUAUAGAUGAGAAAACUGAGGCUCAGAGAACUAAAAGUACUUUUCCAUUGUCACAAAGCUAGUAAGUAAUACACCUUGGAUAUAUGCUCAAAACCUGUGUUUUCUUUGUACCGUGUCAGUUUUGAAGUUAGUCAUUUAGCAUUAUUCCUGUUUUUACUUAUAUGACAUCUGACACAUUGGCCAGUAAUAGUCAAGUUAACUAAGUUAUCAUAGUGGUUCUCAACUUGUGGUUCUUACACUUUUGUCUGGGAGCUGGUUAAAAUGCAAUGUUCAAGAGCCCAGUCCUGGAAAUUCUGAUUCUAGUGUGUGGGUCAACAGUAUGCAUUCCUAUCAGAUACUCUUGGGCAGUGGUCCCAAUUAGAUUCCCACUUGAGAAUUUAUUGGAACUGCAGUCUUGCCUACCCACUCCUCUCCCCCGCCCCCAAAUAUCGAUUCCCAAACUCUAGGGCUGGCAGCUAGCAGUUCUGUUUAAGCAAGCCUGACAGUUGAGUCUUACUCAUCUCAUUUGAGAACCACUGUACCAAAACCAUGGUGAUUCUGCUUCAAAUGGUUUGAGGAUUACUGUCCUGUUAAGUAAGUUACCUUUGAAAGACUUAGAUAAAGCAUGUUUUAGAUCAUUGUUGUCCAUGAUCAGACUAUAGUCAAUCUAAGUGACUUUAAAGAUAAUUUAAAGGAUCAAUGGGUAACUCAUUUUGGCAGAAUUUUUUAGCUGCUUCAAAGUGACCAUGGCUCACAAUAAAAUCUUUGUCCAAGUUUAGUAAUUUCAGAUUGAGUCAGGAAGGGCUGAUGAAGUACUAGCAAAUCUAUACUAACUCAUUUAGAGCAUAUUUAAAUGACGUCAUCAAAAUUAUCCACAAUUGUUAGUAAAAAAAUGUUGAGGUAGCAAAAUGCUGUUUUUAUAUGCAGAAUAUUUGCUCCCACUUCAUACUAUCAAAAUUUCAUCAUUUUUCAGAAUCAAUUAUAGACCUAAGAAGCAAAAAUUUUUCCAUAUUUGAUAGAUUAUAUAAAACCAAAUUUCGUGAUAAUGUCUUGCCUUUUAUCAAUUAAGAUCUUUGUCAUUUAGAUAAAUGACUUUAGUGUAGUCUCAAAGCUAGAGGCUUUUGUUCUCUUAUGUUCUCCAAUAAUGGUAUACUUGUAUUUUCUAGUGGGAUGUUCAUUGAUGAUACAAAGCAGAUUUUGUGCCAGAGUUCAACUAUUUGUUUUUAAAUAAACUUUAGAGGAAUUUUUGUUACUGCAAGAUUUUAAAUAAAUCCCUCAUCACUUUUCAAUUUUUUUUUGAAAUACGGUAAUUGGAUUUGAGUAUUAAAUUUACUAACUGGUUAUUUUCAUACUUGUUUCCUGAGUAUUAAUUUUUUACUUCCUUAAUCCUAUCAAACUAGAUUACUUUCAGACUGAGGCUUGAAAAACUUACUUUACUAUAUUAAGUCUGUCUUAUUAUUAUUAUUUAAGUUUCCAGUUUGAAUAGUCUAACAAGUCUGCUUUUUCUUUAUUGCCCUUUUUUUAUUUCCUUUAUAACUAAUUUCCAUUUUCUAGCUAGCCUUAGUGCUGCCUUCACAGGUUAAUUUUGCUAUUAUUAGUAAUUAGAAGUUGUAUCACUUACUGAUAAUUUAUACCUAUUAACUUUCGGUUUCCCUUUGAGAUUGGAAGUAAAAUUCUAAGAAUAAUGCCUGCUCCUGCUCAGGUUACUUGCCCUACUUAAAAAUCUACAAUUUUAAACUAAUUCUAUAUAUACAGUAACUAAAUGAGGUAAAAUCAUUUGGAUUUCAUCUCUCACCCACCUUCACCCCUGUGUACCCACUCUCUUCUCAAAAACAAAAACUCACUUGCCACUACUUCUUAUAGUAGGCCCAACUGAAACUUAAGAAAUCUGGGAGACAGCCUGUGGUUUAUUACAUGCUAAAUAUUAUUUACCUCUGUUGAUUUUUUUAAAAAUGACAUGUUUAUAUAUUGAACUAGAAAUAUUAAUACAGGUUAGAAUAAAGAUUUUUGCAAGUUCUCUUUAGAGAAAUCAACUCUAAAGUUAAUUUUAGAGUUGAAUAGUGCUCUAUUUCAACUCUUACCUUUCUUGUUUUGAGUUAUAAAUUUAAAUAAUUUUGCAGGACCCUGUAAGUUAAUAAUUCAUAUAAAGUAUAUUAUUAGAAGGAUACUAAUCUUACUGCUAAGCAGUGUUAUAUUACACAGUGAAUCUUUGUGUUUGGAAAUUUAAAAAUUAUAUAAGGUAAUAGUAUCAUGAAUGGUUUAAAAAUGUCUGGUGACUUGCUUAUUUUAAGUGAUCAGAAAAUAAGUCAGAAAAAUGUAUUUUUAAAUGUUUUCUAAAGUGCCUUUUGAAUAUUUUUAAAUAAUGAAUUUAAACAACUGCAUAAAAUAAAUUACCAUGUUUA
Molecule: messenger RNA, 6004 nt
Organism: Talpa occidentalis (Iberian mole)
Lineage: Eukaryota; Metazoa; Chordata; Mammalia; Eulipotyphla; Talpidae
Gene: C1GALT1
Product: core 1 synthase, glycoprotein-N-acetylgalactosamine 3-beta-galactosyltransferase 1
Exons: 5
Coding region: 283-1365 (360 amino acids)
Cellular component (GO): membrane
Molecular function (GO): N-acetylgalactosaminide beta-1,3-galactosyltransferase activity
Source: RefSeq, a predicted model, not a curated record